AUGGGAUUGUUCACCUACACGGUGGCUGGCGCCGCCGUAACUGCAAUCGGCGCGUGGGAGUCACUCUACCCUGCCCCCGAUCCCCCAGGCCCAAACGCUACGCCGUCGUCCCCAUCGCUGGCCUCUCCGCCGCCGGAAAAUGGCAAAAAAGCCGCUUCGACGGCGUCUUUCUCGUCGACGGUGAUACUCUUAUCGAUUUCGGUUCUCUCCGUCCUCUUCAUCCUGAACUCCUUCAUCUCCCUACACGAUGCCGUGGGCUCCCGCGACACCGUCGGCUUCGCAAUCCAGCUCCAGGUAAUCGCGGUUGCGUCGCUCUUUCUCCUCUACUCCGUGUUGGGCGUUCUCGUCUCCAUAUCAGACUCCUUCCGAUUUCCUCUCCAAUUGCUCAACCUGAUCUACGCGUUCGCAUUCGGCGAGGAGUUCCUGUUGUUCUACUCGCAGAACAAGGAUCCAAGCGGGAUCGAGAACCGCUACUACGACCUCAUCCUGGUCCCCGUAUCCAUAUGCCUCUUUUCGACUCUCCUUGAGCUAAAAAACCCUAAGUCGACUUACCCGAGGCUGGGCCGCGGGCUGGGGAUGGCCCUACAGGGCGUGUGGACCCUGCAGAUGGGCUUCUCCUUUUACUCCAAUUUGAUAGCCAACGGGUGUUCCUUGCACCAGAGGAGCAGGGGCAAUUUUACCAUCAAGUGCCAGGGGCACCCCGAGUACCACCGUGGGCGUGCAAUUGCCACAUUGCAGUUCAACUGUUAUUUGGCUCUAUUUGUGACGUUGGCUGUAGGUUUAUACUCGGUGCUUUAUAAGAAGUACGGCGCCGGGCGGGAUUUUAUGCCGUAUAAGCCAAUUGGGGUUCAGAUGGACGGGCAAUCUCAAUUCACUUUGGAUAGUGAUGAUGAGGACGAUCAGGAUGUGGUGAAGGAUGGCAGGAGUUUGGAGAUGCAGAGUGUUAUUCACGAGCCAACGGUUAAUGGUUAUGGUUCACACGCCUGA
Striga hermonthica is the source of this 987-nucleotide messenger RNA. Lineage: Eukaryota; Viridiplantae; Streptophyta; Magnoliopsida; Lamiales; Orobanchaceae. The record is from the annotation of a GenBank genome assembly.